Messenger RNA from Sesamum indicum (sesame), 1133 nucleotides. RefSeq lists its product as uncharacterized. The record is from RefSeq and is a predicted model, not a curated record. Lineage: Eukaryota; Viridiplantae; Streptophyta; Magnoliopsida; Lamiales; Pedaliaceae.
UGUGGCCAAUGAAUGGCACGUGAAUCUCUAACUCCCCAUUUUUCAUCUCUUUCUUUUAUCAACACGAGUCCUCCCUUUCCUACCAACACAUUUCAUUUCAAGCAAGAAACCCGAAAUCGAGGGAGGCGCAGAGAGAAACCGAAAGAAAAUUCCAAAAAAUGUUGAGAAUCUUGAGGAAAACCACACCACCAAUGGCCAACAGCAGCGGAUCCGGUGACGACGAUCUGUCCACGUGGGAGUUCGUCAACGCCUCUCUCUCAGACGACGAAGACAUCUACUCCUUCGACGGCGACGACGUCAUCAGCGAGGGAGAUGAUGCCACCGAAGAAGAGCCGGAGUCUAAGCCGGUACAAGGAGAAGAUGAAGACGCAGGGGAGCCCCGUGAUUUCGGGAGUCCUGACGUUAUCAUGUCUAUUCAGAGUCUGUCAGUCUCACCCCCGAUGACUUUACCUGUUGAGAUGACAAGUAAUCAUGUGUACCAUGAAGGUAGAGAUGGGUCUGAUGAUGAUGAUGGUGGCGAUGAUGAUGUGCGUGAUGUAUAUCAUGAUGAUGUUGAUGAUGAGUUGGUGCCGUGGAAACUGAAGGACAGGUUUGGGAAGCAGAGGAUAAGGAAGAUGGGGAAGAGGGGCGGACCAAAACCUAACAAAUCGAAGAGGCUGCCCUAUUACCAUAACAGGCCUGGAUGCUUGUACGGGAAGCAUGGAUUUGGCGUGCAGCACUCCUUCAUCUGAUGGUGUAAUAUGUUAAAAUUGGAUGAUGAUGGUUGGUGCUCUGUGGGGGAAGUGGGGUUCUGUAUGCCAGAAGACUGGAUUGGGGUUGGUCUAAUUUGGGGCUUCUUGGCUUAUUGCUUCUGUGUGACUGAUGUUAUGAACAUUCAGUUAGUGGGGUUAGUCUAAUUUGGGGCUUCUUGGUUUAUUGCUUCUGUGUAACUGAUGUCAUGAACAUUCAGUUAGUUAUCUGAUUUGGUGGAUGUAAAUAUGGAUGGCUUAUCUUAUGCAGUUUCUAAUACAUAAGUCUCCACUUGUAAAGUGUAUGUAGGUAUCAUAUUAGUUGAUUAUCCGCAUGCUUGGUUGUGAACAGAUAUUUGAUCUAACGUGAUGCAAUUUCAAGUUCUAUGAUCUUGACCAGUUGAA